AAAAAGAAAUAUUUUAGCGAUUUGGGUUCACUUCGAUUUUGUUUUUGGUUCCCAAGAUCAGUGAAAUGGAAAGCCCGGUUCGGUUUCCCAUUCAAAAUGAACGGCACCGAUCGGACCCAGCUUUGCCAGCUUAAUUGCAACACAAUGUCUUUUGAUAUUUCAAUUCAACGGGAACCAAAUGGCAAAGUUUCAAACUUUUUGAGGGGGUGAAUCCUUGGCACCAUGAUUUACUCGUAAUAUUCUGCUUCUGCUUCAUCUUUGAUUGGAUAUCAUGCAGUUGCACUGAUGGUGCUGACAUGCACUUCAGCCCAAUCUCUUUCACCCGGAGACUUUCCACUCUGAUUGAAUCACAUCCUUCCACGUCCUUUAUCAGUUCCAAGAUCAAAUCUUUAGUCCAACACUCUCAGUACGCAGAGGCCCUGAAGUUGUAUUCGCCUGCAAAUGCCACCAAAUUCGCCUUCCCUUCCCUUCUCAAGGCCUGCGCUUCUCUUUCCAAUCUUUGCUACGGAAAGAUCGUUCAUUCUUCGGUUCUUGCUCUGGGCCUGCGAAAUGAUUUGUACAUAGCGAAUUCGCUCGUCAACAUGUACGUGAGAUGUGGGUCUUUAGAUGAUGCCGUCAGGGUGUUUGAUGAAUUGGCCGGGAGUCAAGCAUCGAUUCAGGAUGUCACCGUCUGGAACUCUUUAAUAGAUGGGUACUUCAGAUAUGGCCAUCUUGGGGAGGGUAUACAUAAGUUUGGUGAAAUGCAAUUGUUGGGUGUAAGGCCUGAUGAGUAUACUCUUUCUAUUCUGUUAGGAGCUUGUGAUGGCCUUUUGGGAUGUAUGCAGGGGAAGCAAAUUCACGGUUAUGUUGUCAGGAACAUGUUCAGUGGUGACACUUUCUUAGAAACAGCUUUGAUUGACAUGUACUCAAGUUGUGGGAGACCAAGGGAUGCGUUCAUUUUGUUUGAUAAUCUGGUGGACAGGAGCAAUGUAGUAGCAUGGAAUGUAUUGAUAAGUAGGCUCACUGAGAAUAACCUGUGGGAGUAUAGCUUGAGAUUCUAUUCAUUGGCAAAGAAUGAGAAUGUGGACCUCGUAUCAGCAACGUUUUCUAGUGCCUUAAGUGCUUGUUGCUGCGGUGGAGACAUGUGUUUUGGCAGACAAGUCCAUUGUGACGUGAUUAAGAUGGGUUUUCACGAUGAUCCCUACGUCUCUACUGCUACUUUAACUAUGUAUGCAAAGUGUGGAUCAGUUCGAGAUGCACACUGUCUUUUCUCUCAGUUAGAGAGAGAAAUUGAGUCAUGGAAUGCGAUGAUCUCAGCUUACGUCAGUAAUGGCUGCGUCCAUGAUGCUAUGGAGGUUUACAACCAGAUGAGAGCAAGUGGUACAAAGCCGGAUUCCAUCACAUUGUCAAACAUUUUAACUUCCUGUAGUAUGGCUCUGCUUCAUAAUUUUGGAAGAUCAGUCCAUGCAGACUUGAGCAAGCUACCGAUACAAAAAAAUGUUGCUACACAGAGUUCGCUGUUGACUAUGUACUCCAAAUGUGGAAACAUUGAAGAUGCUAAUUUGGUUUUUUCUUGCAUGACAGUGAGAGAUGUGGUAGCAUGGGGUUCCAUGAUAUCAGGUUUUUGCCAAAAUGGGAAGUAUGAGGAGGCUCUUGAUUUAUAUAAAGAAAUGAAAAAUGAUGGGAUCAAUCCAGAUUCAAAUAUCAUGGCAAGUGUACUUGAUGCUUGUGCAGGGCUAGAGAAAAUCUCUUUGGGUAAAGCCAUUCAUGGAUCAGUGGUAAAGAGUGGACUGGCAUCUGAUACCUUUGUAUCAAGUUCUCUUAUUGAUAUGUACUCUAAAUGUGGUUUGCCAGAUACAGCAGCAGUUUUAUUUUCUAAUAUGCCACAUAAGAACCUUGUAACUUGGAAUUCCAUGAUGUCAUGCUAUAGCCGAAAUGAUCUCCCUGAACUUUCAAUCAAUCUUUUUUCUCAAAUUAUGGAGCAAGGUAAAAAUCCAGAUUCUGUGUCCAUCACAACUGUGCUUGCUGCAAUUUCAUCUUUAGCAUCAUUGCUUAAAGGAAAAACAGUCCAUGGAUAUCUGGUAAGACAGGAAAUUUUGUGGGAUCUUCAAGUAGAGAAUGGACUGAUCGAUAUGUAUAUCAAAUCUGGAUGCAUCAACUAUGCUGAGCAGAUCUUUCAAAAAAUGCCACAAAGGAACCUGGUGACGUGGAACUCGAUGAUGUCUGGUUACGGAAAUAAUGGGGACUACCUUAAGCCCAUCCAACUAUUUGACGAAAUGAGAAUUUUAGGAAUAGCUCCUGAUAAAGUGACCUUCAGGUCACUGAUCUCAUCUUGUAGGCAUUCUGGUUUGGUUGAGGAAGGCCUGAAACUUUUCGACUUGAUGAAAGAGGGGUAUCAGAUUGAGCCCGAAAUAGAGGAUUAUGUUAACAUCAUUGAUCUCCUUGGCCGAGCUGGACGCUUGGAUGAUGCUUAUCGUUUCAUAGAAAGCAUGUCCGUGGUGCCCGAUAGAAGCGUUUGGCUCUGUUUGCUGUCUGCAUGUCGAAUCCACAAAAAUGUUGAGCUUGGGGAAGUGGCAGCUUCCAACUUGUUGAGGAUUGAACCAGACACAGGAAGCAAUUAUGUUCAGUUAUUGAAUCUUUAUGGAGAAGCUGAGUUGCAGGAUCAGGCAGCGCAAUUGCGGGCUUCCAUGAAAGAGAAGGGGUUGAGGAAGAGCCCUGGUUGCAGUUGGAUUGAGUUGAGGGACAGAGUUGAUGUUUUCUACUCGGGAGGUUCGUCGACCCAAAGUACUGGCGAUAUUUGCAAUACGUUGACUAAUUUAAAUAGGAACAUGGGAAAGAUAGUUGUGGAUGAUACAUGCAUCGAGGCCUUCUAGUGUCCGUGGGAACGAGGGAGAACCCAAGUUACGAGAUAUGCGGGUUACUGAGCUCCAAGGAACAAAGAAAAAGCGGUCCUCGGACCACCUUACGAUAGGUGCACCGACACUCAGAAAGUGCCAUGAAAUUAUACAAUAGCGAUUAGAUUCAAAGUUUGAUUUGAUUUUGGAAGCAAAUUUAUGCCGGAAAUUGCUGAGGUAUUCAGGUGUCAGAAUUAGCUUUAGCGUGGUAGUCCUGAGAGGGAACAUGGGAAGUGUUAGAACUUGGCUUUUCUCUUGGGAUGUCAGGACCGGCUGGUGCUGGGUGAUCUAGUACAUAACAUUGACAAGUCGUGAACAAAAAAGUUCCAGUUCUUUGAUUAAUAUAUAAGCAUGCUCUGUUUCAUGA
Messenger RNA from Syzygium oleosum, 3240 nucleotides. Its product is annotated as pentatricopeptide repeat-containing protein At2g40720. The transcript has a single exon. Gene Ontology annotation, molecular function: protein binding; RNA binding. Bases 297 to 2852 code for a protein of 851 amino acids. NCBI's taxonomy places the organism in Eukaryota, Viridiplantae, Streptophyta, Magnoliopsida, Myrtales, Myrtaceae. Gene Ontology annotation, biological process: RNA modification. The record is from RefSeq and is a predicted model, not a curated record.